AUGAAGUUCCAUCCUCUUUGGCUCCUGACCGUGAUGGUCACCCUGGUGGCCUCGAUCACCAUCCCGGACGGCUGCAAGUGUAAGCCUCCUGACAACGAUCAGCUCUCCCGCGAAACUGUCCUGGCUUAUCUCAAGUGCAUGCACGGCUGUAAUCAUCAUCCCCCUGUGAAGGACUUGCUAGCCGAUUACAUCGAUCUGUACUCUCACGACAACGUCACCGACCCGAGCAUUUCUUCUGCGGGUGCUGAUGGUGAUGCUGGUGCUGAUGCCAACGCCGACGCAACCUUCAUCGACGACUACCUCGACAACGACGAGGACAUCUCCGAGAACGACACCGCCGCCUCGGACACCACCGCUGCCGAAAACAACCCCAACGACCUGACCACCAGAGACCGCAAGUGUCACCGUCGCUGCCGUCAGACCAGCGACUGCUGCCACACCGACAUCUGCUUCGCCCAUGUGUGUCUGGGUCCGCAAAAGGGGCCUUAA
Molecule: messenger RNA, 489 nt
Organism: Aspergillus saccharolyticus JOP 1030-1
Lineage: Eukaryota; Fungi; Ascomycota; Eurotiomycetes; Eurotiales; Aspergillaceae
Exons: 2
Coding region: 1-489 (162 amino acids)
Source: RefSeq, a predicted model, not a curated record